This is a messenger RNA of Colletotrichum karsti, 678 nucleotides long. RefSeq lists its product as uncharacterized. The record is from RefSeq and is a predicted model, not a curated record. Lineage: Eukaryota; Fungi; Ascomycota; Sordariomycetes; Glomerellales; Glomerellaceae. Bases 1 to 678 code for a protein of 225 amino acids. The transcript has a single exon.
AUGAUCUGCGCAUUUCUCAAGACGGCUCUUGUGGCCACCAUGGUCGGCACCUCAGUCGCCGUUGACACCUGGGGCGGUUCCGUGUCACUUGGCCCGACGACAUCGACUAUCAUCCGGGCCGUAACGACUAUCAUCCCCGGAGAUGCCCCUCCCACUCAGAACGGCGUCUUAGCCCUAUGGCCUGGAAUGUCCAACGGCACGGGCGAUUUAGUUCAAACGACCCUCGAGUCCUGGACCGACAACUCAUGGUGCGGUGCCAAGAAGGGCCAGUGGUGCGUUCGCGCCUCGCUCUUCGGCUGGUUCGGCCAGCUCAGCGGCACCGCGAGCCCUGUCUCGGGCAACCAGAAGGUCAAAAUUCUCUACGAGCUUCUCUCGGAUAACAACACUUGGCGUCAAACCGUCACCGAUGCCGACACGGGCAAGCAGCUCAGCACGUACGAGUACAAGUCCGGCCCUUUCAUGAGAGGGUAUGGUACCGGUACCGAGUGCAACGCCAACUGCAGCCCUACUAUCGCUAAGCAGCAGUACAUCAACACCGAGAUCACCCUCGCCGGUGCCGACCCCAACUUUGGCAAGACCAUUGCCACCGCCCAGAAGGCGACCUACACCGGGCUGGCCAGCAGCCAGAACGGCAAGGUCUGGACCAUCAAGGAGAUCAACAUCCCUGCUAUGGUUUGA